UUCAUCCUUAUCUUAAUUUGAAAUCUUAAAUCGGUCCUUAGAUUGAAAAUGUGAACUAAGAUCGAAAUCUAAGUCUUAUUCUAAGAUCCUCUCUUAGAACCACUCUCAGAUUCGUCACCAAGCACGCGGUUCUAAAUAUAGAUAUUCUGUAGUUUCCCAGCGUUAAAAAUAGUAACAAAAAUGCGCGGACGUUGUAGAAGUUAUGCAGACGAUGUAAACAAAGAUGGCCGCGAAUAACGAGAAAAAGAGAAAUCCAAACUUUUCAAAAGAAGAAUGUUUGUUAAUUUGCAAGCUGAUGGGGGAGGAGAGUGGCCACGGCAUGUCAAAACACGCCUUAUAUAAGAAAGGCUAUACUUCAAGAAUCACCUCAGAGACGAAAAGAAAAAUGUGGGAGACUGUUGAGAGAAGCUUCAAUGUCCAAUCUACAGGAAUACAUAGAACUGUAGACCUUCUAACAAAGAAGUGGGACAACUUGACCCAAGUCCACCGCCCUAAGUUCAUGGACUACAAAAGGCAGCUUCAUCUGACAGGAAAUGGCCAAAAUACAGCCUCCUUGUCAGAUUUGACAAAUGCUGUCAUUGAUGUUAUUGGCAGGGAUGGCUGUGCCAUGGAUGGAAUCGGUGGAUCAGAAGAAUUUGAUUCAACAUGUAUACAGGAAAGCCAAAGCAGAUCAGAUGUUGGUCUCAAUUCACAGCCUGUAUAUCAGUUUGUAAAUGAUUACACGACAUAUCAGCCAGUGUUGGAGGCAGAUGAGGUUCCUGCCACGUUUCAUCUUUCAAGACCUGAGGCUAGCACGACUUCCAAAGUGUUCACAACCUCUACAUCAUGCAAUCAAUGUUGCUGUCAGGAGUGUAAAGCAAUCAGGCAGCUGCAAAAAAGAAAAUUAGAAUAAGAAGUGGCUAUUUUAGCAAAGCAAUUAAAAAAAGAACAAUAAAGAUCAAUAUGCACAUUGAGUGCUGAUGCCAAAUUUUAUUAAAAUUACAUACAAAUAUUUAAGUUAAAUUUUGUGGCAUUGACAGGUUAAAUUUGGAAAGAGAUUACAGUAAAGGACCUCUAACUACAUUCUUAAUAUCCGAUAUAUGUCUGUUGCCAAUUAUCAGCACAUUUUAGUACACUUUUAUUAUAGAACAUAGUUAUGUAUUUUGGUACUCUUUAAAGUCUUUGAUUAAAACUAUUGUUAACUUGCAUGUACCGAGUAUUUGGUAAUCCACCUUGUUGUUCAUUGAUGGCAUUUCAGAAAUUAUGCAACUUGUGUUCUGCACAACAGUGUUUUACCCAUACCUAAAGUUAUGUUUCAAGAGUAAGGCUCCAAAUUUGAUUAGUCUAUGUACAUUUCACUCAAGGUAUAUCCAUGUUUAACUUAUAUGGGGGGAAAGCACUUUAAACUACAUGUAAUACCACUCUCCUACAGAACCAAAAUUUAACCUUAAGCUAUUCAUUUGGGGUCCAAAUUAGCAAA
This is a messenger RNA of Mya arenaria, 1459 nucleotides long. RefSeq lists its product as uncharacterized. Gene Ontology annotation, cellular component: nucleus. The transcript is spliced from 5 exons. The record is from RefSeq and is a predicted model, not a curated record. Lineage: Eukaryota; Metazoa; Mollusca; Bivalvia; Myida; Myidae. The coding region runs from base 224 to 892 and encodes 222 amino acids.